UACACUGUGUAAAAUGUACGUUUCCUGUUGUCGACUGAAAAGUUUAAUGAUGUUUCUGUGUCUCUCUUCGACAGCUCGGUGAUGUGACCAACACCUGAGACGAAGACACACAAACCCGCCGUGAGUAUGUCGGCAGUUCACGCAGCCUCCCCUCCCCCCGAGGAACCGAUCACACCCCCACCAAUGACCACAACCCCUGGCAAGGCCUCGGGCCGCCUGCAAGAGAGGCGGGGCUCCAAUCUGUCGCUGCUACUAAAUGUAAGCACGCUUGGGGAGGAGCCUUUGUGCUCUGUCUCCACCCCAAAGGAGGUGUGGCUUCAGCUGCUUCACACCUCCUCCCGACCGCUCAUACACGCCCUCCUGCAGCAAGCGGCCGCUGACACAGACACACUGAACACCGAGUACCAGAAGAUCCCUCCGAACUUUGUGAAGGCCGCAGAGCUCGACGUUCCAGGACACACGAUGAAGGACAGAUACAAGACCAUCCUCCCCAAUCCUGAGAGUCGGGUGAUUCUGAGGAGCUCAGAGGACGAGGCAGGACCAGACCGCUACAUCAACGCCAACUACAUCAGG
Paralichthys olivaceus (Japanese flounder) is the source of this 573-nucleotide messenger RNA. Lineage: Eukaryota; Metazoa; Chordata; Actinopteri; Pleuronectiformes; Paralichthyidae. The record is from RefSeq and is a predicted model, not a curated record.